AGUUUCUUCCUGCUGUUUCUGGUUUCUACACGGAGGGGUUUCUGCACGGGACGGAAGUGACGCAGUAGCCUCACUUUUUGAACCGCGCGCUGCAGAAAAAUAAACUCUUUGUUAUUUUUGUUAAAAUUCAGUGAAAAAUUGUCCGUUUUUGGAGUAAAAAUGGCGACGAAGCGAAAAUGUGAUGCGACUGUUCCCGCGGAGGAGAGCGACCAGCUGCUCAUCCGCCCUCUAGGAGCCGGACAGGAAGUGGGGCGCUCCUGCAUCAUCUUGGAAUUCAAAGGACGUAAGAUUAUG
Molecule: messenger RNA, 294 nt
Organism: Trematomus bernacchii (emerald rockcod)
Lineage: Eukaryota; Metazoa; Chordata; Actinopteri; Perciformes; Nototheniidae
Product: cleavage and polyadenylation specificity factor subunit 3-like
Biological process (GO): mRNA 3'-end processing by stem-loop binding and cleavage
Cellular component (GO): mRNA cleavage and polyadenylation specificity factor complex
Molecular function (GO): RNA endonuclease activity; RNA binding; 5'-3' exonuclease activity
Source: RefSeq, a predicted model, not a curated record